AUGUCUAUCGCAACGAGCAUACUCCCUACAGAUAACAAGUCUACGACAUCCUCACUGUCGAGGACACCCCUUUGGCCAAGAUCGGUCACACCUACUUCCCCUAUAAACAACUCGUUACGUAGAAAAGGCUCAUUCCUCCGCCAUGAUUCAUCGGAAGAGAUACCUAGUUCACACGAUUCCAUAUUCGAAGCUUACUACCUUUCUGGCAGUGAAGGAAGCUUCCACAAGGCCGAGUUGAUCGAUAUUCCAAGCCGCGUUCCCAGACUCAUGCUACGAAAUGACGAGAAUAGUCGAGCAACCUCGCCUUCUAGUGUCGCGGAUACGAUCCCAUUCCGCUACGGCAAUGGAACGGUACUUGACACGAUCACGGAGCAGAAAAGCGUAGCCACUCUCCGGAGCAAAAAUACGAGAACCAAGUCCGCGGAAGCCAGCCCGAACGUGCCAUUCCUAACCCACCGAGACAGUUUCAUAUUAUCGAAGACCCCUCGCCGGAUGGUGUCCUUCAGUCUCGAUGAUAUCGAGCUCAUCAAGCAGUCCUACCAUGACGCAUGCACUACAAUUAAGAAGGAGGCUUUCCAGCCCCUGCUUCUUGAGCACAUAUACGCGGAACCGAAGACUCCUAUUCACGCACCGCCUGAUAGACCUCCAACUCCUGAGGGCAUGCCAUCGUGGACGGAGGCUCAAAAAAGACCUAUCCUGCCACGACGCAGACCACAGCCUGUUAAGCAGAACAUCUUCCGAAAAUUCCUGGGUAUGCCAGGAUUCCCUAAGAAAACAUCUUCUCAGGAGAGAGAUAGAACCUUAUCUGCGCCAGUAAGAGGCCGUACAGCUCCGCGGUUCCGCCCUCCAAAGAGUGUCUAUGGUCCUAUCGAUCAACAUCCAUUCUUCAGUGCCCCAUUGGCGCGAAUAGAUGAGCCUCAACCGGUAUUCGCAAGCGGUACUCUUGACCCUACCUCUGCUAUCAUGCCCAAAAGUAAGCGUUUACGCAAGGAACACAAAGUCAGAUUUGCAACCUCUGCAACGGCCCAGGACUCUGAGUUCAACGUCCCUCAAGCUGCGGUUGAGUCGACGGUAGACGUUGCACCUCAUCCAUUCCAACCAUUUCAGAGUACUGUUACGGAACUGUCAAACAAGGAACCUUGCACGCAUCGAAAGACCAGCGGCGGGAGUACAAGGCUUAGGAAACCGGUACCUGGCCAUCUCUUGGGAGCAGAAUACACACUUGUGCCUCUGCCUCCGUCUCCUGAACCUCCUCGUGGUGUCCAGCCUUAUCUUCGGCCAUAUCCGAUUGGCUCUCCAAUCGAUCAUACACCCAUAUGUCGGGUUCUUCCCGAAUCUACCACCAAUAGCCAGCUCACACAGAACGAGCUUGACUCUCUCUGCGUCCUCGACAGCCCCCGUGCCCGCUCCUUCUCUAUCUCGUCAACUAGCCACCUCAUGUCCGGUGCCCUGAACGCGCCGUCUUCCCCGCCGCUCAUGGUUCCGCUACCUACUUCGCAUGAGUCUCCUGAACUCAAGAAGGAGCAGGCUUGGUGCUGGAGAUGCUCGCUCCAGUCCGCGCUCGGAAAGCUGGAUCAGUGGUGGUUGAAAAGCGCCGGAUGCAUGUGCUUUGUAUGCUGUGGCUUUGAUACAGAUGGGGAUGGUAGAGGGGUAAGGAAAAUUAUUAAAAAUAUGGCUGGAGAGGGUGAGGAUGUUAACAGGGCGAGGGUAGUGGUCAUGAGUCAGACACCAGCUAAGGUUCUCUGA
Drepanopeziza brunnea f. sp. 'multigermtubi' MB_m1 is the source of this 1746-nucleotide messenger RNA. RefSeq lists its product as uncharacterized. The record is from RefSeq and is a predicted model, not a curated record. Lineage: Eukaryota; Fungi; Ascomycota; Leotiomycetes; Helotiales; Drepanopezizaceae.